UAUAUACACAAUCUCUUCCUCUCCUUUAUUCACUCUUUCUCACAAACCCUCCCAUUAAACACUUGUCUACCUUCAUUAUUCUCUCCCAAAUCGUCAAACAAACCCAACUUUUCAUUUUUGCCCUCUCAAAACAUCAAAGCAUGGCUUCUUCAACAAAAUUCUCUUUCAUCUUAUUCUUUGCUUUCUCUCUCUUCCUCCAAGGAACUCUAGGUGAGGUUAUAUGUGAGGACUUGCCAACAAAUGUGUGUUCAUUUUCAAUUGCAUCAUCUGGGAAGAGAUGUUUGCUGGAGAACUAUGCUACCAAAGAUGGGAAGGUGGAAUACCAAUGCCGAACAUCGGAGGUGGUGGUAGAGAGGAUGGCCGAGUACAUUGAGACCGACCAAUGCGUCAGUGCCUGCGGUGUUGACAGAAGUUCCGUCGGGAUUUCUUCUGAUUCCUUGCUUGAGCCUCAAUUCACUGCCAAGCUUUGCUGCCCAAAUUGUUAUCAGAAUUGCCCCAACAUCGUCGAUCUAUACUUCAACUUGGCCGCCGGAGAGGGAGUGUUUUUGCCAGACCUUUGUGAGAGACACAGAAGCAGCCCUCACCGAGCCAUGUUGGAGCUUUUGAGCUCUGGUGCAGCCCCUGGUCCAGUUACCAGUGCUUCACCAGCAUCAUCAUCUGAUUUCUCUGCUGAAGCUCCUGCCCCUUCUUUCUUCUAAUUUUGCUUCUAUAUUUGGAUUUUAAAAAUCAUUUUUCCUUUGGAAUUAGUAUAUAUUAAUUGCAUGAGGAAUAAUUAUUUACUAGAUUAAUUAAAGGGAGAGGGAAAAAAAAAAUUGGGUUUGUUGAUUUGAUUUGUAUUGGGUUAUGAAUAAUUUGUCUUCCAUUUAAUUGAACUAGAGAUUCUAUUUAUCAUUUUUCUAA
Messenger RNA from Camellia sinensis, 900 nucleotides. Its product is annotated as PAR1 protein. Lineage: Eukaryota; Viridiplantae; Streptophyta; Magnoliopsida; Ericales; Theaceae. The record is from RefSeq and is a predicted model, not a curated record.